CUCCAUUGUACUUUCAUGCUCGAGCAUUCUCGACCACACUUUGCUCAGUCCCUCGCUUCACCCUCGUACCCUCGCAUCUACAUCCCUCACCGCACCAGACUUCCCUCUCAUACAGUCAACAUGUCGACGAAGAAGUUCAAGCUCCUCUGCCUCGAGAACCCCCUCCUCGACAUCCAAGGGAAAGGGGACGAGUCUAUGCUCCAACAAUAUGGCCUCAAGCUCGACGACACCCUCCUCGCCGAACCUCACCAAAUGGACCUGUACGACGACCUGAUCAAGAACCACGACGCAAAGCUCAUCCCCGGCGGCGCCGCUCAGAACACGGCCCGCGGCGCUCAAUACAUGCUCCCGCCUGACAGUGUAUGGUACAUAGGCUGUGUUGGCGACGACGAGUACGCCAAAAUCCUCAGAGAGAAAUGUGCUGAGCAGGGUCUCCACGUCGAAUACAUGAUCGACCCCUCCACUCCCACCGGAAAAUGCGGCGUUGUUAUCACAGGUCACCACCGCACAAUGUGCACACACCUUGCCGCGGCCAACAACUACAAGAUCUCGCACCUGCAACAACCCCAAAUCUGGUCCAUGGUCGAAUCCACUGACAUCUUCUACGUCGGCGGCUACCAUCUGACCGUCUGCCCACCCGCGGCCAUGGCCGUGGCCAAACACGCCGCCGAAACGAACAAGAUCUUCAUGCUGAGCCUGUCCGCGGGUUUUAUCCCGCAAUUCUUCAAGGAACCUCUUGCCGAGAUCCUACCAUACUGCGACUUCGUCUUCGGCAACGAGAACGAGGCCAAAACCUGGGCCGAGUCUCAAGGCAAGAGCGGCAUUUCGAUGCAAGAGUGCGCGAAACUCAUGGCCCAACAGCCCAAGGUGAACACCAAACGCCCACGUGUUGUCAUCGUUACCCAGGGUACGGAUCCAACCAUCGUGGCAGUCAAGGAUCAAAGUAAAGACGAGGUCGAUGUCAAGGAGUACUCUGUCCCCGUGAUCGACGAGAAGUUGAUCAACGACACGAACGGUGCCGGUGAUGCUUUUGCUGGUGGCUUCUGUGCUGGUGUCGUCGAGGGUGAUUCACUGGAGAUGUGUAUCAAGAAGGGACAGUGGUUGGCGCGACUGGGUUUGCAGGAACUGGGUCCUUCAUACCCGUUCCCCAAGCAGACGUUCCAGGCGUGAUGACAGUGCAGUUGCGUGGUGAUAGCAAUCCAGCAUCUACACUGACUUGUAACACUAUAGCGUUGACGAUACGGUCUAUUUCAACAAGACCAAGUAUCUUGGGCAUGAUACCACGUCCUCCACGACAUCAUGAUGAAAAAAAGUAAUGCCGCCUAGAUCAGGAACAGAUUUAGACUCCAGGCUUCCUGAACGAGUACAUCGCAGCUAGACAGAAAAGAAUCGGAAGUGAAGGGACUUCCGAACCUGGUCAUAUGAUCGUCGUCGAUUUUUUCAAGAAUCGCGUGGCCAUAUGCAUCGGACUACUCUGUUGCACAAUGUUUUUGCCCGCCGUCGGGUAUCAAGUCAACCUGCGUGACCACUCGUAGGACUCUCGGCUGCUUCUUGGUCGCGCCUCUCCAAUAGCUCCAAACGGGGCUGGCUCCGGAGAUCGUGUCGGUAUGACUGUUCCCCAGACCUGACCUGAAUCCUGCCAGGGUGACAGUGGGGAUUGUGAUUGAUCUUUAUGGCGAAUCCAAGACGUCAAAUUAGUCGGUGUAUCGUAGUGGUUUGACAUAGUAGGCUGAAAGGAUUCGAGUGGUGAUGAGCGCAGCUGUAUUUGCUGCUGCAUGUGCGUUAUCUGAGCAUUGAAUUGUGCAGCACUGUUGACAUGAG
Molecule: messenger RNA, 1821 nt
Organism: Exophiala xenobiotica
Lineage: Eukaryota; Fungi; Ascomycota; Eurotiomycetes; Chaetothyriales; Herpotrichiellaceae
Exons: 4
Coding region: 16-1170 (384 amino acids)
Biological process (GO): purine ribonucleoside salvage
Cellular component (GO): cytosol; nucleus
Molecular function (GO): adenosine kinase activity
Source: RefSeq, a predicted model, not a curated record